AUGAACUGUAAAGUGAUUUGUGUGGUGCUUAGCGGAUUGUUUCUGUUUGAAGUCGCCCUUGCUGGUCCGGUUGUCGAUGAUUCUAAAGAUAACCAUAUUAAUUCGGUUCAUCCAGAAAAAUCAACAAUUGAAGAAUCACUUUUCAAGAAACUCAAUGUGAAAUGUUCCAAUCAAGAUAUCAGUUCCUGCAUGAUGCUGAAGUUGGUAAACUAUUUCAACAGGCUACUAAAGAAAUCGUAUAUUGAACUAGGUGAUAUUGAAAUCACACAGACGUCCACUGAAACUGUUAACGUAGAAUCGUCUAGAGGUUUAAACGAAGUUGAGAAAAUGGGAGAGGAAGAACAGUUGUAUGAAGUAUUGAUGAACAAAGCUUUUAACUUUAUUAAGACAAGAUCCCUGAAAUGGAAGGUGUUAGACGGAGCCGAUCUUGUUUUGGCCGGAGGAUCUGACAAAGAUGGAAGCCUCAAUCUCGGACUUUCUUUGAAGCCCAACACUGCCGGUAUUGAAGAAGGUCGUAAAAAGAAGAACAAGGAUGGUGGAAUGAACGCUCUGAUGGCUGCAGCUGUGAUGAAGAUUGGUUUGUUGAAGGCUUUAGCCUUUAAAGCUUUGGUGUUGCUGGUCGGAAAAGCUCUGCUUGUGAGCAAGCUCGCCCUUGUAUUGGCCAGUAUCAUCGGUUUGAAGAAACUCCUCAGUGGAGGCGAGAAACACGUCACAUACGAAGUAGUCGCUCAACCACAUCACGAGCACCACGUCGAACACAGCCAUUCCGGGGGUGGAUUCGACGCUCACGGCGGCGGUGGCGGAUGGGGAAGGAACUUCGAUGCCCAGGCUGCUCAGAACUUGGCAUAUAGUGCCCACGUUCCAUCUAAUUAA
Molecule: messenger RNA, 873 nt
Organism: Diabrotica balteata
Lineage: Eukaryota; Metazoa; Arthropoda; Insecta; Coleoptera; Chrysomelidae
Source: the annotation of a GenBank genome assembly